Ornithorhynchus anatinus (platypus) is the source of this 577-nucleotide messenger RNA. It is a transcript of the gene AP1S1, whose product is annotated as adaptor related protein complex 1 subunit sigma 1. The transcript is spliced from 5 exons. Gene Ontology annotation, biological process: vesicle-mediated transport; intracellular protein transport. The record is from RefSeq and is a predicted model, not a curated record. Gene Ontology annotation, cellular component: AP-1 adaptor complex; membrane coat; intracellular membrane-bounded organelle. Gene Ontology annotation, molecular function: clathrin-cargo adaptor activity. Lineage: Eukaryota; Metazoa; Chordata; Mammalia; Monotremata; Ornithorhynchidae. Bases 77 to 553 code for a protein of 158 amino acids.
GCGCCGCCAUGGGGAGGGGGCGGGGCCGGCGGGGGACGGUGGCCGACGAGGGACGCGACCGGCCGGGGGCUGCACGAUGAUGCGGUUCAUGCUGCUGUUCAGCCGGCAGGGCAAGCUGCGGCUGCAGAAAUGGUACCUGGCCACGUCCGACAGGGAACGCAAGAAGAUGGUGCGGGAGCUGAUGCAGGUGGUCCUGGCCCGCAAGCCCAAGAUGUGCAGCUUCCUGGAGUGGAGGGACCUCAAGGUUGUCUACAAGAGGUACGCCAGCCUCUACUUCUGCUGUGCCAUCGAGGGCCAAGACAAUGAGCUCAUCACCCUGGAGCUGAUCCACCGAUACGUCGAACUGCUGGACAAGUAUUUUGGCAGCGUGUGCGAGCUGGACAUCAUCUUCAACUUCGAGAAGGCGUACUUCAUCCUGGACGAGUUCCUCAUGGGCGGGGACGUGCAGGACACGUCCAAGAAGAGCGUCCUGAAGGCCAUCGAGCAGGCCGACCUGCUGCAGGAGGAGGACGAAUCACCACGCAGCGUUCUGGAGGAGAUGGGACUGGCCUAAUCCUCUCCCCUCCCCCCCGCCCCC